Leptopilina heterotoma is the source of this 1489-nucleotide messenger RNA. RefSeq names its product adenylate kinase (gene Ak2). Bases 182 to 931 code for a protein of 249 amino acids. Lineage: Eukaryota; Metazoa; Arthropoda; Insecta; Hymenoptera; Figitidae. The record is from RefSeq and is a predicted model, not a curated record. The transcript is spliced from 4 exons. Gene Ontology annotation, cellular component: cytoplasm; mitochondrion. Gene Ontology annotation, biological process: ADP biosynthetic process. Gene Ontology annotation, molecular function: ATP binding; AMP kinase activity.
GGCGUCCAUUCAUUAUUGUUCAUUUGUGUUCAUUAUAGCAGCGUCUACUGUGUAUUCUCCAGUGAGGCUGUGUGCAGUAUAGUAGUCAAUAAAUUGUCCUCUUAUAAUUUUACAAUAAAUAAAAUUAAUAUUAAUUUUUUCCCCCAUCCACUAAACUAAAACUAAACAAUUAUCAACGAAAAUGGCUCCCAGUGUACAAGAAGUUCCAAAGGAAAAACUAGAAACACCUCCACGGGGAAUAAAUGCUGUUUUACUUGGUCCACCCGGCAGUGGUAAAGGCACUCAGGCUCCAAUUCUGAAGGACAGGUAUUGCGUUUGCCAUUUAUCAACAGGAGAUAUGUUGAGGGCGGAAAUUAAAUCGGGAUCCGCAAUUGGAAAAAAAGUCAAGACCAUUAUGGAAGAUGGAAAAUUAGUGAGUGAUGACCUUGUGGUUGAUAUGAUUGAUAAGACAUUGGAUACACCUGAAUGCAAACGAGGCUUCCUCUUAGAUGGUUUUCCAAGAACUGUACCUCAGGCAGAAAAGUUGGAUGAAAUGCUCACUAAAAGGAAAACAAAACUAGACGCUGUCAUUGAAUUUGGAAUCGAUGAUAAUCUCCUAGUGAAAAGAAUUACUGGCAGAUUGGUGCAUCCAACAAGUGGACGAUCCUAUCAUGAAGAAUUUGCUCCACCUCGAGUCCACAUGAAAGACGACGUGACAGGCGAACCUCUAAUAAAGAGGUCAGAUGACAAUGCAGAAACUUUGAAGAAACGAUUGGCUAACUAUCAUACACAAACUCAACCUCUAGUCGACUACUAUGCUCUACAAGGAAUUCAUAAUUACGUAAAUGCAACAAAAAGUAGCGAGCAAGUAUUCCGAGAUAUUGAUAAAAUCUUUAUGAAUUCAAUUAGAAAGGACCAACCAAAAAGCUUCUUCAGCAAGCUUUUCUCUUAAUAACGCAAGUGCAUAAAAAAAAACCAAAAAAGUAUCUCCGUUCGUAAACAUCAUAGAACAAUUUUAUGUUUACGAGAAAAAAAUAGUUUCACGAGAAAAAUAAAAAUCGUGUGUUAAUCGAUGAAGUAGUGAUAUUCCAGAAGAAAUAAUUCCAGAUAGCAGUGUAAUAUUUGCUCAAUUUCAGUGCAUUGAAGAAAAAAAAAAUCUUUCAUUGAAAAUUUGGCCUCAUGACCUCUAAAAUUAAAAUCAGUUUCAAUUUCAACAGAAACAAAAAACAAUUGUCUAAAUUUAAAAACUUUAAAUAGCACAAUGGCUAGAUUUCACUGUAAAAUUUUGAACAAAUGAUAGUAGAUUAGAAUUUUAAAACAAAGAAAAAUUAUUAAUGGCACGCUUUGCUAAAUAUACAAACAAACAAAAAUAUACAAAUAAUUAUUUUGUUAGAAUCGCGUUGUACUUACAGGGAAAUUAUAUUAAUUCUUGUGAAAUAAAGAAAAACGAACUUAGCGACCUGAAAUAAAUCUUAAAAAAAGUCGAUAGAAAUUUAUUUUAGAUUUAGAA